CCGCCAAUGAGGUGUCGGGGCGGGCCGUGCGCUGAAGCACUAGGGAGGCCGGACGGCAGAGAGCUCGGAAGCAUGAACCGGAUCCGCAUCCACGUGUUGCCAUCGAGCCGCGGGCGCCUCCCGCCGGUGCCGCGGGCGCAGGAGCCGCUGGCCUGUGCGUUCACCCCGCGGGCCUGCUCCCAGCCCCGCCUGGACGGGCAGGAGUUCUGCAUCAAGCACAUUCUGGAGGACAGGACCGCCCCCUUCAAGCAGUGCAGUUACGUGUCCGCCAAGAACGGGCGGCGCUGCCCCAACGCGGCGCCCAAGACCGAGAAGAAGGAUGGCACCUCGCUGUGUGCGGAGCACGCCCGGAGGAACGCGCUGGCGCUGCAGGCGCAGGGCAGGAAGUCCCAGGCCGGGGCAGGGGGGGAGAACCUCCUGUGGCAGCUCAGCGCCUACGUCCGCGCCGAGGCGGGCACUCAGCCUGCGGAGAGCAGCCGCAGCGAAGCCACUCGUAUCCUGGAUGAGGACAGUUGGAGCGAUGGGGAGCAGGACCCGGUCACCGUGGAGCAGACGUGGCGGGGGGACCCGGACAGCGAGGCCGACAGCAUCGACAGCGACCAGGAGGAUCCCCUCAAGCAUGCUGGGGUGUACACAGCCGAGGAGGUGGCUCUCAUCAUGAGGGAGAAGCUCAUCCGGCUCCAGUCGCUCUACAUCGACCAAUUCAAGCGCCUCCAGCACCUCCUCAAGGAGAAGAAGCGGCGGUUCCUGCACAGCCGCAAGGGCGAGCACGAGGCCAUUGGCAACAGCCUCCUGACGGGUGCCGAGGGGCUCCUGGCCAAGGAGCGGGAGAGCCUCAAGCGCCUCAAGUGCCUGCGGCGCUACCGGCAGCGCUACGGGGUGGAGGCGCUGCUGCACCGGCAGCUCCGCGAGCGCCGCGCGCUGGCCUCGGACAGCGCGGCCCAGCAGGCCCACACCACCCGCUCCAGCCAGCGCUGCUUGGCCUUCGUGGAUGACAUCCGCUGCUCCAACCAGUCCCUGCCCAUGACCAGGCACUGCCUGACCCACAUCUGCCAGGACCCGAGCCAGGCCCUGUUCCGGCCCUGCCGGGGCUCCGAGGACGUUCCCUGCCCCAGGGCCGUGCCCCUGAGCCUGGGUGCGGAGCCCAGCUGCCCCCUGCACCUCCGCCUGCCCCCUCCCAUGUACGUGCCUGAGCAGGGCCCCGGGGGGGCUGAGGAUCUGGGGGCUGCCCCAACGGAGCUGUACCUGAGCGCAGCCGAGCUGCAGCCCUCCGAGAGCCUCCCGCUGGAGUUCAGUGAUGACCUGGACGUGGUGGGCGAUGGGCUCCAGUGCCCCCCCUCCCCUUUGCUCUUUGACCCCUCCGUGGCGCUGGAUCCGGCCCUGCGAGACGUGGCCGAGGCCGCAAUCGACAUCUUGGGCCUGGAGGAGUCCGAGGAGCGGGGCAGCGGCUUCCCCCCGGGCCCCGACCUGCAGCAGUGCCCCCUCGCACCGGAGGAAGCCGCUGCCUCCACCGAGCUUCACGGAGCCGCCAAUGGGAACGUGGGGUCGGGAUCCGGGAGCGCCGGGACCUGAGAGCAGCUCCAGGGCUCAUCCGGCAUCAUCCAGGAGCUGG
Molecule: messenger RNA, 1612 nt
Organism: Pezoporus occidentalis (night parrot)
Lineage: Eukaryota; Metazoa; Chordata; Aves; Psittaciformes; Psittacidae
Gene: KANSL2
Product: KAT8 regulatory NSL complex subunit 2
Exons: 10
Coding region: 7-1572 (521 amino acids)
Cellular component (GO): NSL complex
Source: RefSeq, a predicted model, not a curated record